Messenger RNA from Sipha flava (yellow sugarcane aphid), 1079 nucleotides. RefSeq lists its product as uncharacterized. Lineage: Eukaryota; Metazoa; Arthropoda; Insecta; Hemiptera; Aphididae. The coding region runs from base 27 to 818 and encodes 263 amino acids. The record is from RefSeq and is a predicted model, not a curated record. The transcript is spliced from 3 exons.
AUAAAUUAGCAGCAAUACAUUUGAACAUGGAUGUAUUACAGUUUGAUAAGCCGAUAUAUGUAGGGUUUUCGAUUUUAGAUUUAUCAAAAACAUUAAUUUAUGAUUUCCAUUAUAACUCUAUGGUUGAGAACUAUGGUUCAAACAUUCAACUGAUGUAUACGGAUACUGAUUCGUUAAUAUAUUACAUAAAGACCGUUAACUUUUACACGGAUUUGAUAAAUAAACCUAAUAUUUUAAAUCGUAUGGAUACUUCAAACUUAUCACCCAAUCAUCCAUGCUAUUGUGUCGACAGAAAAAAAUUACCCGGAACAUUCACUGAUGAGACGAAAGGACAAGCUAUUAGGGAAUUUGUAGCACUACGAGCUAAAUCUUAUGCAUAUAAUCUAGCAGGCGAAGAAAAACUCAAAGCAAAAGGUGUUAGGCGGCACGUCGUUAAAAAUCACAUGACUAUAGAGGAUUAUAAACAAUGUUUGUUUUGGGAUGGUUCAAUGGCUAGGAAUGCCAGAGAAUUGGCUAUUAAUCAGUUCAACGCUUUUAAAUGUACCGGUCAAAAAUCUUUAACCAACCAAUACACUCCAUAUCGAGUAAAUAUAUCAUUAAGAUCGUUCAAACAUCAGAUGAAAUCAAUUUCCACAGUUAAAUUGGCUUUAAACCGAUCCGAUGAUAAGAGGCUUGUGCUCGAGAACCAAAUUAAUACCAGGGCUCAUGGGCACUAUCGCAACGAGGAAACUCCAACGUUUGAUGAAACAGAAUUAGAUAGAUUUAACGAUUCUGAAAAAGAGUUGAUGGAUUUAUUGGUAGCUGAAAUACUUAUUUAAGUUAUUUUGCACGUAUUGAAUUUUCAAACUACUGUCACCUUCAAUUGUUUGCAUAAAUUCAAAAAGAUCGCGACGAGUUUCCAUAGUUCAGAUAUAUCUACAAAACGUAUACUACAACUUUAAAAAUGGAUAAUUCAUAAAUAGGAAACUAUAGGCAUAAACAGUUUUAUCUCGUAACUCGUAAUAUUGUGGAGUUUUUUAACAAAUACUAACCAUUAUUAUAUUUGUAAAAAAAAAAAAAUUUAAUCAACAUUACAUAUA